UUUUUAUAACCGGCCAAGGUGAAGAUGGUCAAGACGAUGUAUUAGUGUUAUUACAGAAGUUGUUGGGAUAUUGCCUAACUAUGAGUACUUAAUGUCCAAUGGAUGAUUGCCACGCGGAUGAACGACCAAGUAGCAUUAAGUUUACGUGAAACGAGCUGAUAUAUAUCUCCGAUAGCUACAGAAUUUCCGACCGAAGCCUUGGUGAGAGAGAGAGAGAGACAGAGAUCGGUAAUGGCAAUGAAGGGAUACACGUUAUGUUCGAUCCUUGUGUUCUCGUUGUUCGCUUCGUGCGUAAGAAGCAAGGAGACGAAGGAGUUUGUGUUGACAUUGGAUCACACUAACUUCACCGAAACCAUCAACAAGCAUGAUUUCAUUGUCGUCGAGUUUUACGCCCCAUGGUGUGGACACUGCAAGCAGCUAGCUCCUGAGUACGAGAAGGCUGCGUCAGAAUUGAGCAGUCAUGUCCCUCCAGUGGUUCUCGCCAAGAUCGAUGCAAGCGAGGAAACAAACAAAGAAUUUGCAACAAAGUACUCGGUUCAGGGCUUCCCAACAAUCAAGAUCCUCAGAAACGGAGGAAAAGCUGUUCAAGAAUACAACGGACCUCGUGAAGCUGACGGCAUUGUUACUUACUUGAAGAAACAAAGCGGUCCUGCUUCUUUAGAAAUCAAGUCUGCUGAUGCUGCUUCUGAGGUUGUUGGUGACAAGAAUGUGGUUGCAGUUGGUGUUUUCCCUAAACUAUCUGGCGCUGAGUUUGACUCUUUCAUGGCCACUGCUGAGAAACUGCGCUCUGAUUAUGAUUUCGCACACACCACAGAUGCUAAGCUUCUUCCUCGUGGAGAGUCUGUGACAGGACCUGUAGUCAGGCUAUUCAAACCCUUUGAUGAACUCUUUGUUGAUUUCAGGGAUUUUGUUGGAGAAGCUUUGGAGAAAUUUGUCAAAGAAUCAAGCAUUCCUCUUAUCACCGUCUUUGAUAGUGAUCCAAACAACCAUCCAUAUGUUCUCAAAUUCUUUGAAAUCCCUAAUACUAAGGCGUUGUUUUUCUUGAACUUCAACGGAGAAGGAGCUGAGACUCUUAAAUCAAAGUACCGUGAAGUUGCUGCUUCCAACAAGGGACAUGGUCUUAGCUUUCUUCUCGGUGAUGCAAAGAACAGCGAAGAGGCAUUACAGCACUAUGGAGUCGAACAGAGGCAACUUCCUCUCAUCAUCCUUCAGACAGUGGAUGACAAGAAGUACCUGAAAACAAAUGUGGAGGUUGACCAGAUUGAAUCAUGGAUCAAUGACUUCAAGGACGGGAAAGCUUCCCCGUACAAAAAAUCUCAACCUAUCCCGGGUGAAAACAACGAGCCAGUGAAGGUUGUUGUUGCUGAGAACCUUGACGAGAUGGUCUUCAGCUCUGGAAAGAACGUCUUGCUUGAGUUCUAUGCUCCAUGGUGUGGACACUGCCAAAACCUUGUUCCAAUCUUGGACGAAGUUGCUGUGUCGUACCAAAGCGACCCAAGUGUAGUCAUUGCUAAGUUUGAUGCAACCGCAAACGACUUCCCACAUGACACCUUUGAUGUGAAGGGCUUCCCGACCAUUUACUUAAGAUCAGCGAAUGGAAACAUUGUGCUUUAUAAAGGAGACAGGACAAAGGAAGAUAUCAUAAGCUUCAUUGACAAGAACAAGGACACAGCUGGAGAGACUAAGACAGAGGAAAAGAAAACUAAGGAAGUUAAGGACGAGCUCUGAGGGGAGAAAGUGUGUUCUAUCUCUAAGCUGCUAACUUAAUUAGUUUGGUAGUUUUGAGGAAUCUACACAGAAGAAGACAAGGCUUUGAAUAGAUAGACAUAAAGAUAAUGUCUCUUUAUCUAUUCAUUAGAGUUUUAAAAUGCAAUCUGCAGAACAAUAACAUCUGCUUCAUUUGUUUUUGUUUUGGUCAUUUUUUAUUUUAUUUUUUGAACUCUGUUCUCUUUUAAUAUUAUGAGUGGUAUAAUACAAACCUAGGGAUCAAAUUUCUAAUACCAUCUCUAAUGAUUUACUCUAUUUUUUACUUUUUGAUAGAGUUGACUUCCACUCAAAUGGUACUCUAUUUUAGAACGAAAAAUAGAAUGAUAAACAAAAAAAAAAACAAUGUAAGACAUCUAUCUCUAACAUCACUCUAUUUUUUCCUCUAAAAUGGAGUAAAAGAGAGUAUGAAGUAAAAAUAUUCUAAUCCUACCAUAUUUCUCACUCUUUAAUGGGAUUUACUCCACAAAUAGAGUAACCUAUUUUUUGUUUGUUCAUUACUCUAUUAUGGUGUGAGAAAUGAAAUAGGAUUGAAGCUUUUUUACUCUAUAUUCUAUUUUAUUCCAUCUUGGAGAAAAAAUAAAAUUUUAUAUUGGAGAUGCUCUUAUUCUAUAUAUAAAGUAAAUCCAUUUCUUACUCUAUUAUAGAAUAGAAAAUAGAGUAUCAUUGGAACAUUUUUACUCUAAACUAUAUUUUAGAGUGAAAAAUAGAAUGUGGUUGGAAAUGCUCUAAAACAAAAAAAAA
Brassica rapa (field mustard) is the source of this 2508-nucleotide messenger RNA. Its product is annotated as protein disulfide isomerase-like 1-1. NCBI's taxonomy places the organism in Eukaryota, Viridiplantae, Streptophyta, Magnoliopsida, Brassicales, Brassicaceae. Gene Ontology annotation, molecular function: protein disulfide isomerase activity. The record is from RefSeq and is a predicted model, not a curated record. Gene Ontology annotation, cellular component: endoplasmic reticulum. Gene Ontology annotation, biological process: response to endoplasmic reticulum stress; protein folding.